CUCUCAGGCUUAUACCCGAUCGGUUGUGUAACCUAGGGAUCUCAUCAAAGUUAUGGAAGGCUCCCGUAGUUGGGCUAAUACAUAAGUGUAAAAGAGUCAAUAAGUAAAGGAAAUCAUUAAGAAGAUAAAAAUGAAAUAAAUGCAAUGGACCUAGCUUCUGAUGGAAGCAUAUUAGCUACUGGAGGAAAGGACCUCAGCAUCAGGCUAUAUGACACAAAUACUACAGAAAUGAAAACUAAAUAUUUUGGAGCACUUGAGCAGUCAUUUGACCAAAGUAUUCGAAAUCAUGCUUAUAGAAUAUUUAGUUUGUGCUUUCAUCCUCAGCAAAAAUAUAUACUAGCUAGUGGAGGAUGGGAUGAAAGUGUAAAAGUUUGGGACUUAAGAACUGAAAAAGGCCUAGUAAGAAACAUUUAUGGUCCGCAUAUUUGUGGUGAUGCAUUAGACAUAGAAGGUGAGACCAAUCUAUUAACAGGUUCGUGGGUAGCAGAAAAUGCUCUUCAACUCUGGGAUCUAGGGUCAGGAAAACUGAUCAGCAAUGUACCGUACAGAAGUGACAGGACUAAAGGAGAAUAUCUUUACUGUGCUAAGUUUACUGAAGGAUCCCUUGCUAUUGCAGGAGGAAGUGGUUCGUGCAGUGGACAAAUCAUAUCUCUAAAGAACAUGGAGGUUCUGGGUGAGGUGAAACUAUCUAAGGCAGUGCAUGCUUUAGAUGUGAAGCACAAAAAAGUUAUUAUGGGAAGUAUGGAACCCCGUUUGAAAUUACUCACUUUACAGCAACUACCUGAAGACUGACACUCUUUCCCAAUUUCAUGUUUUGAUAUUAUAUUCAAUUUAUAUGAUGCUGCUGCUAUUUCAGUAAAAUAAAUAUUUAUUUUACGAGAUCAAUUUAAUAGUAAUGAAAAUCAUUUGCACGCAGUGAGAAUUUGAACAGUAAAAGUAUUUUAACAAUGUCUAACCUUCUUGUGUUUUGUUUUCAUAAAUCAGAAGUUUUUAUUGUAGGUUGCAGAAUACGAAUAAAAUUGUAAUCUGACAAAGAUCUUA
Molecule: messenger RNA, 1041 nt
Organism: Limulus polyphemus (Atlantic horseshoe crab)
Lineage: Eukaryota; Metazoa; Arthropoda; Merostomata; Xiphosura; Limulidae
Product: pre-mRNA-splicing factor PRP46-like
Exons: 6
Coding region: 145-792 (215 amino acids)
Molecular function (GO): protein binding
Source: RefSeq, a predicted model, not a curated record